AUGGCUUCUUCCGCUAAUUCUCAAAACUCGCCAGACAAUGGCUCUGGCACCCAACCCCCUACAUCCCCAUCACUUACAGUGCCUCGCCUCACUUAUGCAAAAGUGGCGCAAAAGCACCGUCAAUCUUUAAUGCAAAAAGAACACGAGACCAUCACCACACCUGACGACACUGAUGCUCAAAAAACAACCAAGAUCAUUUAUUCCAAUGUUUUCCGUGUUGGAGGAUCUCCCGCUUCGGUCCCUAGUGUCUUCUUCGACCUAAGCAGCCGCACCGAACCCCUUGGAAAACUGAUGACUUUUAUCGGCCGUACCUUUCCCAAUAAUUGUGGAGCACAACCUGCCCACGAAGGCCCUCGAGUACUUAUAGAAGUAUACUUUGAAACUGCUGACGAGAUUCGAUCCGCCUUAACCACCGGUCUCAAGUUCAAAAACGACGUCCUCAUCAAACCUUGCUUGGCUUUAACCUCCAAUGCCAACAUUACCAAAGUGCGCUUGUCUAAGCUCCCGUUCAUGCCCCCUGCACACUUGCUUGCGGGAAUUACUACUAGUUUGAAUGUAUUCGGUCGCGUCCUUGAUUGUGGACUUUAUCGCGAUGCUACUUCCGGUAUAUUCAUGGGGAACGGUUUUGCUGUACUGGACCGACAACCUAUUGCGGACGCUCAACCAUAUAGCGAAAUGUCACACAGUAUUUCGUGGCUCACAUCCGACGACUACUUCUAUGCUACCUGGGCCGCAAUGCCGUUACACUUUGGUCACAUCUCAGUUAACUGCACCGCGGACUGCGACCAUACUCAAGGCGCUAAAGGCAACAAUGGCUUAAAACGAAGACGAGUUCGUAACAUUACUACAGGCCUCACCGACCCAAUUACGGCUCCAACAACGCUUGUGCCACCUGAAUCUGACGUGGCAUCACCUUCUAUCGAGGUUCCACAACCAGACACGGUAACUCAGAACGAGGAGACAGUGCCUCUUGAAAGUGACUCGGACGACAGUGACGAUGAAGAUUUGAUGAACAUAGUCAAGGAGCUGGAAAAUGAUGUUACCGAAAAACGCCCCGACGCAACCAUCGACAAUGUAGCUACAACACUCAGCACCACCUUUGCUGAGAAAUCAUCCAACCCGUCAUCUUUUAACAACAUCCUGCAACUCGCAGCCGACCAACAACUUACGCCGAUAUGGCAUACCAACUACCCACUGUCCAACGAUGACCGAGCGCACUUGUCGGGACUCCCGGAGGCUGAACAGAAAGUGGCAGCGAUGAUGCUCCGACUCCACUUUCCACAAGUUGAAACAACAGUUACACGAACGGACCAACAACGAACAAAGAGUGAUACCUACGCCAACAACAACCACAACUUUUAUCACUACAAGAAACCAACGCUACAACAGACGACAUCACACAAUCCUUCGAUUUUCAAUUUCAACCUUCAGCAAGCUUAUGGACACAUCGAUGCGCCACAUUCAAUCGAGAUCCAGCACCUUCAACCAUUCUAUUUUUUGGUUAUCUAUGCGCCAGCAUCUUCCUCUUUACGGGAACGACACACGUUUUUCAACCAGCUGCUCUCAUCUUCAAUCUUCACCGACGACAGCGGUACCUACACUGAUCGCUUAAUCAUUGCAGGCGAUUUUAAUUACUAUUGCUACAGCUCGGAGCAUCAUAACUGUGUUCCUAGCGAAUGGCGUGCCAUUUAA
Molecule: messenger RNA, 1692 nt
Organism: Zychaea mexicana
Lineage: Eukaryota; Fungi; Mucoromycota; Mucoromycetes; Mucorales; Lichtheimiaceae
Exons: 4
Coding region: 1-1692 (563 amino acids)
Source: RefSeq, a predicted model, not a curated record